UCUCUCUCUCUCUCUCUCUCUCUCUCUCGCCAUGUUGUUGGAUUAAAUCUGUCGCGUCACUUUGUAUGACUGAAAGAAAACUAUCUCUGCCCGUCGCUUUUUAAAAGUUUAAACAUGUCGAAUGUGUCUUUCCACAUCUCCAACCUGCUGGAGAAAAUGACGUCAACGGACAAAGACUUCAGGUUCAUGGCGACCAACGACCUGAUGCUGGAGCUGCAGAAGGACAGCAUCAAGCUGGACGAGGACAGCGAGAGGAAGGUGGUGACCAUGCUGCUCAAACUGCUGGAGGACAAAAACGGGGAGGUGCAGAACCUGGCUGUGAAAUGCCUGGCUCCUCUGGUGCGCAAAGUGAAGGAGCCUCAGGUGGAGACGAUGGUGGACACGCUGUGCUCUAACAUGAUGUCGGACAAGGAGCCGCUGAGGGACAUUUCCAGCAUGGGACUGAAGACGGUCAUCGCAGAGCUGCCGCUGUCCUCGUCAGGUUUGACGCUGACCAUCAGUGUGUGUAAGAAAAUCACCUCCCAGCUGAUCGGCGCCAUGGGGAAACAGGAAGACGUGUCCGUUCAGCUGGAGGCCCUGGACAUCCUGUCGGACAUGUUGGGAAGGCUGAGUGGUGCUCUGGUCAGUUUUCACAGCUCUCUGCUCGCCAGCCUGCUGCCUCAGUUGACCAGCUCCAGGAUGGCGGUCAGGAAGCGCUCCAUCUUGGCUCUGGGUCAGCUGGUGCCCUGCUGUAGCCCCGCCCUCUUCUCCCAGCUGACUGAACACCUGUUGACGGAGUUAUCCAAAGCCCCGCCCACCUCGAUGACGAGGACGUACAUCCAGUGCCUGGCAACCGUCAGCCGUCAGGGCGGCCAUCGAGUCGGUGAACAUUUAGAGAAGUUGAUCCCCGUGGUUGUAAAGUUCACCAGCGUGGAGGAUGACGAGCUGAGGGAGUACUGCUUCCAGGCCUUUGAAGCUUUUAUACGCAGGUGUCCAAAGGAGAUGUCUCCUCACGUUUCCACGGUAACACAGCUUUGUCUCAAGUUCAUGACCUUUGACCCGAACUAUAAUUAUGACGAGGCGGAGGAGGACGAAGACAGCAUGGACAUCGAGGACGGUUUUGAUGAAGAGUCCGACGACGAGUACAGCGACGACGACGACAUGAGCUGGAAGGUGCGGCGCUCCUCCAUCAAAUGUCUGGAGGCGUUGAUCAGCACUCGCAGAGACCUCCUGCUCUCCUUCUACUCCUCCGUCUGCCCCGCCCUGCUCGCCCGCUUCAAGGAGCGAGAGGAGAACGUGAGGGCCGACGUGUUCGCCGCCUUCUCCGCGCUGCUGAGGCAGACGCGAGCGGGAUCCGGUCACCGUGGCAACGUCACAGCCGCCUCAGACUCCGGAGUGAGCGGGGAGGAGGAGGAGCCAGCGGUCGCCAUGUUGAAGAAACAGGUGGUGGUGAUAGUGAAGGCUCUGCACAGACAGCUGAAGGAGAAGAGCAUCAAAUCUCGUCAGGGCUGUUUCUGUCUCCUCACUGAGCUCACUCACACCGUACCAGGAGCCCUGGAGCCACACAUACCUGCACUGAUCCCAGGCAUCGUCUUCUCGCUGACAGACAAGUCGACCUCCUCCACCAUGAGGAUCGACGCUCUCUCCUUCUUCCACGUCCUCCUCCUCACUCACCCUCCUCAGACCUUUCAGACGCACAUGCAGGUGCUGCUGCCCCCGGUGGUGGCGUGUGUGGAGGACACGUUCUAUAAGAUCACGUCUGAGGCUCUGCUGGUCACACAGCAGCUGGUCAGAGUGAUGAGGCCGCAGGGACAGAAAGCCACGGCGGCGGGAGGAUUCGACCCCAAACCGUUCGUCAGAGAGGUGUUUUCUGUGACCAUGAAGAGGCUGAAAGCGACAGACAUCGACCAGGAAGUGAAAGAAAGGGCGAUAUCCUGUAUGGGUCACAUGGUGUGUCACCUGGGCGACCACCUGGGGGCGGAGAUGCAGGGCGUCUUGGCGAUCUUCCUGGAGUGGUUAAAGAAUGAGAUCACGAGACUGACAGCAGUGAGGACCAUCACCCUCGUCUCUGCCUCUCCACUGAAGAUCGACCUGUCGGCCAUCCUGCCCGACGCGCUUUCUGUUUUAGGAUCUUUUUUGAGGAAGAACCAGCGAGCUCUGAAGCUCUGCACGCUGGCGUGUCUGACCGCGCUCGUCUCUCAUCACGCCGCCAGCAUCAAACCCGCGGCUCUGGAGCCCGUGCUCAGUGAACUUCCUGCUCUGGUGGACGAGAGCGACAUGCACGUAUCACAGGUAUCCAUCUCCCUGCUCACCUGUCUGGCUAAAGCGUGUCCGUCCUCUCUGGCUAAGAUCGGCUCGUCCGUGCUGUCGGGCGUCUUCAGACUCGACUCUCCUCUGCUGCAGGGCGGAGCGCUGGCGGCCAUACUGGACUUCCUAAAGGCACUGGUGCUGUCCAAAACCAGUAACAUGGGCUACAGUCAGCUCCUGAAGGCCCUCAUGGACCCGUUUCAGAGGUCUCAGUGCUCGGUGGACGGCUCGGUCCUCCACAGGCAGUCCUUCCUGUCUGUGGCUCGCUGUGUGGCCGCUCUCUGCUCCUCCUGCCCCAAAGAGACUCCGGGCACCGUGUCCGCACUCCUGCAAGAGGUGAAGACCCCCGGCUCUCCUGAGUCCGCUCGGGUCCUGGCUCUGCUGUGUCUGGGGGAGGUGGGGAGGAGCGGCAGCCUGGGAGGGAGUGAGGAGGUGCAGGGCGUCAUCCUGGAGGCCAUCUCCUCCACCCACGAGGAGGUGAAGACCGCGGCGUCCUGCGCGUUGGGCAGCAUGGCGGUCGGCAGCCUAAACGACUACCUGCCCUUCCUGCUGAAGGAGAUCUCCUCUCAGCCCCGCAGACAAUACCUGCUGCUACACUCGCUCAAAGAGGUCAUCAGUGCCUGUCCUGCCUCUAGUCUCUCGCCCCACGUCGAGUCCAUCUGGUCGUUGUUGUUUCAGCACUGUGAGUGUCAGGAGGAGGGGACCAGGAACCUGGUGGCUGAAUGUUUGGGAAAACUCACCUUAGUGAACGCUGCACAACUUUUACCUCGACUGAAACAGCAGCUGAGAGCAGGUUCUCCUCUGGCUCGCAGCACCGUGGUGACGGCCGUUAAGUUCACUAUUGUUGAUCAUCCGGCUCCUGUAGACUCACUGCUGAGAGACUGCAUAGGUGACUUCCUAAAGACGCUGCAGGACGAGGACAUCAACGUGCGCCGCGUCGCUCUGGUGAUGUUCAACUCCGCGGCUCAUAACAAACCUUCUCUGAUCCGCGGUCUCCUAGCAACCGUGCUGCCCCACCUCUACAAGGAGACCCAGAUCAGGAAGGACCUCAUCAGAGAGGUGGAGAUGGGUCCGUUCAAACACACGGUGGACGACGGUCUGGAUGUGCGUAAAGCUGCGUUUGAGUGCAUGUACACUCUGCUGGACAGCUGCCUGGAGGGUCUGGACGUCCUGCAGUUCUUAGACCACGUGGAGGAAGGACUCAGAGAUCACUACGAUAUCAGGAUGCUGACCUUCCUGAUGUUAGCCAGACUGGCGUCCAUGUGUCCUGCUGCCGUCCUCCAAAGACUGGACCGACUGAUCGAGCCACUGAAGGCCACGUGCACCACCAAGGUGAAGGCGGGGUCUGUGAAGCAGGAGUUUGAGAAGCAGGAGGAGCUGCGGCGCUCUGCCAUGCGCGCUGUCGCCGCCCUGCUGGCCAUCCCUGAGGUGGAGCGGAGCCCCAGCAUGGCCGACUUUGCCAACCAGAUCAGAACCAACGCUGACAUGGCGUCCAUCUACCAGAGCGUCCAGGGAGGGGAGGGAGGGGGGUUAGCCCACGCAGAGAGCAUGGACACGAGCUAGACACCAUUGAAGAGAUAAACAGACGAUCACUGCUGUUUUUGUCAACAGAGUUUUUUUUUGUUUAAAUUUUCCGCUCUCAGAAAAAUAAAUUUUAGGAUUUUGAAAACACUCAA
This is a messenger RNA of Labrus mixtus (cuckoo wrasse), 3962 nucleotides long. Its product is annotated as cullin-associated NEDD8-dissociated protein 1-like. NCBI's taxonomy places the organism in Eukaryota, Metazoa, Chordata, Actinopteri, Labriformes, Labridae. Gene Ontology annotation, cellular component: nucleus. The record is from RefSeq and is a predicted model, not a curated record. Gene Ontology annotation, biological process: SCF complex assembly; protein ubiquitination.